GAGUUGACAUCGCACGUUAUUUCCACGUGGCUCCGAUCGCGAAACCUCGAGGGAAAUUCCUUCUUCUCCCCUUCCCCCUCCAUCUCCAGAGAAACACCCGAGAAGCGACGUCGAGAUGAAAAUCAAUAUAUCCAGAGAUGUGUUUGUGUGUUGCAUAGCCGACAUUCUCCCAGUAGCGGUAUCAUUCAUGCACAGAAAUGUAGUGCCUAAUCGUCCAAAUUCGUUCGUAGUAGUGCUAGUAGUGAAGUGCUUUGAAAUAUGUUCAGUUCUCACAACAAUAUUCUUUUCAAGGCCAUCAUUUUAGCUCUGUGUGUGAUCUCGUCAGUGCACAUAUUCCUUUUCCCGCUAUACGGGCUAGACACGCAACCAAACACCGUCAAAACUCUCCAGGCUCUGGAGCAGUCCCUCUGCAUGAACAACAUAAGACAUCACAAGACCUGGAAGAAGGCUAAGUGUCCCAAUUAUGGCAUAGUGACGGUAAUGCAAGGCGGCCGCGUAGGCAACCAGAUUUGGGAGUAUGCCUCGGUUUGGGCACUUGCUAGACGAACUGGAUUAGAGCCUUACAUACCACGUUGCAUCAAAUUAAAACUGGAACAGGUCUUCAACUCAUUAUCUCUCCCAACCUUCGAAGAGAUUGCCCAUUGUCCAUUCGAGAUGAACACAUUCGUCAGAUCGUUGGAAGAGUGGAACUACACCAACCAGAGUAUCAUCCUGCCAAAGUACAUCAUCCACUACGAUCUGGUGCUGCCAUGGGUCCAAGAUAUCAAGCAGGAGUUCGCCAUCAAGAAGAAGCUCAUCAACAAGGCUCGUAAGAUCCUGCGUUUAGCCUCUAGAUAUAAAACCAAUUGUACCUUCGUAGGUGUACAUAUAAGAAGGACUGACUACAAGAACUUCCUCGUGGUCAAACAUGGAAUCAAACCGGCAGAUGUGAAUUUUUACAAAUCCGCGAUGGACUAUUUUGAGAGAAAGUAUCGUAGAGUGGUGUUUGUUGUGGUUAGUGACGAUCCAAAGUGGUGUGUUGAAAGUUUUGGCCAGAGGAAGAAUGUUUAUGUCACCGGUAGCUACCACCCUAACUCGCCAGCUCUGGAUUUGGCUAUUUUGAGUUCGUGCAACCAUUCUAUCUUUGAUUAUGGUACCUAUGGAGAAUGGGGUGCUAUUUUGGCUGGUGGUGAGACGGUGUACUAUAGUGUGGUAAAGAAUCAUUCGAUAUACAGGGGAGGGCAGUUGUUACCGAAUUGGCAUGCUUUGAACUAGGUUUGGAUAUGAUAUGACUGAUUAUACAUUGAUCAAACUGGAUUUCGAUGCUUUCCAGAGCUAGGUGAAUAUUUUACAACAACCAAUAUCUCAUUUGGCAUUCGAGUAAGACAAUAAGGAUUUCCGAAACCAAGCUAAAAGAUUUUUCAAAGGAAAUUCUUUAGGUGAAAUUCAAAAUUUACCAUAUUUUUCACAUUUAAGAGCCUUCAACAAAAAUCCAAUUAUCUUCAAUUCGUUUAUGAAAAGCUGACACAGUUAAAAUCGAAUAGAGUUUUCAUCUUACCUUGAAUAUUCAGAGCUUUUUUGAUCGGAAUGAUGAUGAAAUUGAUCAUAUUUGAGAGAAAAAGAAAUUAUUUUUUAUACAGUAUCCAAAUUACUCAAUAUUUUAGUAGAGAAUAUUCUCCUUGAAUAUUCUACACACAGCUACUGCAAAAAUCGAAAUUCAGCCAUCCUGUACAAAUAUAACCUUACAAUCUGAAUCGAUGAAAAUAACAUAAGAUACAUAGGAAGAAAUCAAAAAAGAAAUUCUGUGUUCUAUACACUCUAUUGUCGUACCAAGUUUACUUUCAGAUAUUUUAUUAAAUAAUUAUAUCUACGUUUGAUUUUGUCAUACCUACUCACACAAUUCUGAAAACUAACAGAAAACAUUCCUAUGGAUCUUGUGAAGUGAAUUUAUCAAAAAUUUUCAGGGAUUUCACUUCAUCUGAACAGAAUUUCAUUAUUUAGUAUCUGAAGAACAGUUAUCUGAGAGAAUUCAUUCAGAAAAAUAUGAAAUUAUUAAAAACUUUUGUGUCAAAUUGUCUAUAUAGACUGCCAACUGAAACUCACAUCAAAAUAAUGAUUAUAGGUUUUUCAUUACUUCACCUUUAUGUUGUCUUGAAAUGGAUUUGUCCAAUUUCCAGAAAAUUUGUGUGAAAAUUUGCAAGGUAUUGAUUAAUUGGUUCAAUCAUUGACAUCCAUAAUAGGUAAGAUACCUAUACUAUACCUAAAUAUACUAAGUGACGUUAGAAGUGCUACAUCUAGAAAGUAUACCUAUCUAAUUUCUCCAUCUGUUUCGACACAGUAGUUUUACAUCAAAACUGAAACCAUGGCAUUUACAAGAGAUUUUCAUCAUCGUGUACCUAUCAUCCAAAAAAAAAAGGAUCAAUGAUGUGUUCAAUGGCCACUUUGAAGACUAUGUUCUUUAGACAUCUUGGCAUCAACAAAAUGAUAUAAUCAAAGUCUGUUUAUGAUAGGCACCUCGUUCUAAUCAAACCGAACUUGUUCGAUGGGAUUUAAAUCUGGUGAACAAAGUGGCCACGGUAAGCAUUAACGCCAAUUGUACAGUAGCCUUAAUCAAGUAAAUUUCAAGUGCAUGUAAGAAGAAAUGAGUUUCAGUUGCAGUUAUCUUAAUUUCUGAAAACUUGAAGACUGUACUUGAAGAUAUUUUAUUUUCUCAUGAAUCUUCUGUAGUUAAAUGGAAAAUUUAUUAUUCAACAAAUUAUGAACCUCAUGGUUCUUUCAUUUAAAAUGUACAAUAGUUAUGGAACUAGAUAUAUCGAUGUUGUAUCUAAGAAUCUAUUUGUAAUGUUUACCACUGACCACAAAAUUAGGGUGUAAAUAUCUCCGACAUAUUUUCAUACAAUAAGUUUGAUAAUGAUAACCUACUACUCGAUUUCUACUUAUAUAAAAUGCUCUCUUAAUCUAUUCCUAACGAAAUGUCAAGAACUGAUUGAAAAAUGUAAUAUAGUUAGAAUAUAUAUUUUUUCAAUUUCUAUGAAUAUAUAGAUCUUGUAUGAAAAGGUUUAGGUACCUACUGUUCAUAAUAUUUUAAUUUAUAAGCUUUCUAUUGAAUUAAUGAAGAUCAUCAGGUUGAUACCAGUGAAAAUUUCAUCGAAUUAAUUUUUUUCAGUUGUAACCUGGUCUUUGGCACCUAAAGUGAUUUUUUUUUUAGCCUCAUCACUAAGGAACACUGCAAAUUUUAUCGUUUGGUUUAUUAUUCACUCUUUCAAUGUGGCGAAAGUCGAACCAGGGAUCAUAAGUUCCAAAAUCUAAAAAAAAAAUCAAAAAUUCAAUAUCUAUGGAACAAUAAACUUUGGAAUCACUAUCAUCGUAGCAAAAUAUGCUUUCAAUUCCAUGAUUAUUUGUUGUUAAAUAAUGUUCAAAUAUUAAUGGAUCAUGUUCUCGAGCUGGAAAAAAAUAAAAUAGCAACUAAUUUUUGUACCAAAUUUCAUUCAAAUAUUCGUCAUAGUUUACGCAGACAGCUGAAGGGCUUUUUUCUUUUCAUUUUUGGAUUCCUUGACCGAUUCCAAAUAAGGUUUAUUAUUUAGAAGAAUAUAGAAUGUUGUGUGAAAAUUAUUCUUUCGAACCCCAAUAGAGUCAUUCCAAAAGAACAAAUGUAGACUGAUAAAUUUCAAUAUUGUAGGUAUCACUUUCCACUAAAAGUUAUACCUACAAUAUUGAUAUUUGCCACUAGUCUUUGAUUGACCGUCAUUUCGUUCAAUGUUGUUCGAAAGCUAUGGUGGGUUAAAAAUUAACAUAACAAUGAUUUGAUGGUGGCAAUCACCACACUGAUCGUUUUGUAAAACCAGCUAUAACUGUUGUAUUCACUAUAUCUAUACAGAUUUUUUGUGAGAACUGAAAUUAAAAAGAUCUUUUUAAAGAGCGUUAUAUUUCGAAACAUCUGAAUUUUCAAAUCGUAUUGAAACCUAUCAUUUUCAUUGAAAGAAUAUGAAAGGCAUUUAUUUUCUAAUUAUUUUUGAUGUUCUAAUUGUGAAUCUUACCUAUUUCCAGAAAACUUUCUUCUUCUCCAGAUAUAUGGGUAAAAAAAGUGGCUGAAAAUAUUUUUGAAAUGUUGAUAGUGGAAAAAGUCAAAAAUGAAACAAAGUCAACCAUAUUAACUCGUAUUACAACUCUAAUUAUUUGGCAAUAAUUACUUCGAAAUGACUGUGAUCUGUGAAUUUAAUUUGCAUUCAAUCUGUGCCAAAAAUAUUGUAUUUUCUAUUAUGAAAUUUCUUUAAUCUUUUUAUAUUUCCGUUUCAAAUCUACACAAAAUGUUUAUAUUUCUUGUUUCAAACUUCUGUGAUAAUUAUAUACCUACCAUGCUAUCUUGUGCUAAGGUUAGGCAUAGGUCUGUACUGUACCCAAUAUAUUGAAUGUUGUAGAUGUUCGAAAAUUGUAUUUUUUAAUUCAGAACGAAAACUAAUAUAAGUAAAUGAAUAUUUUUGUCGAAACGUGAUGUAGGUACCCAUUAUUGGCUCAAUUCCGAAGAUUAUUUUUUUGAAGUUUUCGAUUUGAAUAAAAUAUCUGCAGCACAUUGAUGCCUUAUAAAUGUUAUUUAUUACACAAGGUGUACCAAUUUAUUAUAAUAUAAUUAUUUUACCAAAAAUUUUUCGAACCUAUGCCUGACUUGUUUGUUUGAUAAGUUAAAUAAUCAGAUGUUAGAAACAUAUACUACAGAAUGUUGUGGAAAUUGUUGUUUAGCU
Harmonia axyridis is the source of this 4718-nucleotide messenger RNA. RefSeq names its product galactoside 2-alpha-L-fucosyltransferase SEC1-like. Lineage: Eukaryota; Metazoa; Arthropoda; Insecta; Coleoptera; Coccinellidae. The transcript has a single exon. Gene Ontology annotation, molecular function: galactoside 2-alpha-L-fucosyltransferase activity. The coding region runs from base 259 to 1254 and encodes 331 amino acids. Gene Ontology annotation, cellular component: membrane. Gene Ontology annotation, biological process: carbohydrate metabolic process. The record is from RefSeq and is a predicted model, not a curated record.